Molecule: messenger RNA, 3042 nt
Organism: Cavenderia fasciculata
Lineage: Eukaryota; Evosea; Eumycetozoa; Acytosteliales; Cavenderiaceae
Gene: ap3b-2
Product: beta adaptin
Exons: 8
Coding region: 1-3042 (1013 amino acids)
Biological process (GO): vesicle-mediated transport; intracellular protein transport
Cellular component (GO): AP-3 adaptor complex; membrane coat
Source: RefSeq, a predicted model, not a curated record
AUGAAUACUGUACUUAACAACAUCAAUCAAAGUAGAUAUUUCAAUGAUUCUGCUACCAACACCAAGUUGGAAGAGAUCAAGAAACAAUUAGAUGGACCAUCAGACAAGGAUAAAUUAGAGUGCAUGAAGAAAUUGAUUGCUAUGUUAUCAAAAGGUAGAGAUGUAUCUGAAGUAUUUCCACAAGUAGUAAAGAAUGUUAUUGCAAAGAACUUUGAAUUGAAAAAGUUGGUUUAUAUGUAUUUGGUACACUAUGCAGAGAUUGAGCACGACAGUGCUUUGCUUGCCAUCAACACAUUUCAAAAGUCGCUGUCAGACAAGAGUCAAGUGAUUCGUGCCUCUGCAUUGCGUGUCAUGUCUUCGAUUCGUGUAGUCGAUAUUAUUCAAGUCAUUGUACUGGCCAUUGAAAAGUGUGUCAAGGACAGCAGUCCCUAUGUCAGAAAGGCUGCUGCCUUUGCCAUCACAAAGGUACACAAACUCGAUUCAGACAAGGAAGACGAGUUGGCUCAACUCAUUGAAUCACUCCUCUCUGACAACUCUACAAUGGUUCUCGGUGCUGCAAUGGUUGCCUUUAACGAGGUAUGCCCAAAUCGUUACGAUAUCAUUCAUCAACACUAUCGUAAAAUCUGUCAAUUGUUGGCCGAUUUUGAUGAAUGGUCUCAAGUUAUCACUAUCUCUGUCUUGACAAAAUAUGCUAGAACUCAAUUUAGAUGUCCUGAUUCUUCAAUGAAUGAUAAAAAUGUUAAACAACAUAAUAAGAAAAAAUCAUCAUUUUAUAGUGAUGAUGAAGAUGAUGGAGAAACUACAAGUGUAAAGAAAUACGAUCCAAUGGAUCAAGAAGAGAUUGAUAUUGAUCAUCGUUUAUUGUUGAAAUCAUGUCUUCCACUCUUGCAAAGUAGAAGUAAUGCCGUUGUCAUGGCAGUCUCUUCUCUCUACUUUUAUGUUGCACCUGUUAUUGAAGCUCAAAAAGUUGGUAAAUCUCUUGUCCGUAUCUUACAUAUUAGUCCAGAAGUUCAAUAUAUUGCUUUAACAAAUAUUUCUACAAUGGUUACUCUUAGACCUAAUAUGUUUGAACCAUAUUUAUCAGAUUUCUUUAUUAAAUCAAGUGAUCCAGAAUAUAGUAUUAAAUUGAAAUUAGAGAUUCUAACUAGAUUGGCAACUGCUGAAAACAUUAGUAGAAUUAUGAAGGAAUUCAAGGAAUAUGUAAAGAGUGAAGAUAAAAAAUUCGCAGCUGCCACUAUUCAAGCUAUUGGUACUUGUGCAGCCACCAUUCCAGAUGUCACUGAAAGCUGUACUCAUGGUAUCAUGUCUCUCUUGUCCAAUUCUUCAUCUGUCGUUGUUGCCGAAUGUGUUAUUGUCCUCAAGAGACUUUUACAAUUAAAUGUUGAUAAUCCAGACUCGUCUAUCAAAUCUGAAAAUAUCAUCAUGCACCUUGCAAAACUUUUAGAUAAUCUUCAAGUUCCUUCUGCUCGUGCUGCUAUUAUUUGGGUUAUUGGUGAAUACUCUCAUAAAAUACCAAUGGUAGCACCAGAUGUAUUAAGAAAAUUAGCCAAAACAUUUUCAGAUGAAGAUGAAAGUGUAAAAUUACAAAUCUUAAAUUUGGGUGCCAAAUUACAUUUCCACAAUCCAGAACAAACAUCAUUGUUGUUCCAAUAUAUUAUUAAUCAAGCCAAGUUUGAUAUGAACUAUGAUGUUAGAGAUAGUGCUAGAAUGAUGAGAUUCCUUUUAAUCAAUACAGAAUCUACUCAACAACUUGCAAAUCAAUCAAAAUCUAUAUUUAUUAAUCAAAAACCUGCUCCAACUGAAAUUAGUGUUUCUGAAGAUCGACAAAGAUUUGUUUUAGGAAGUCUUUCACAAAUUGUUAAUCAUUCAGCAAUGGGAUAUCAAUCAUUACCAGAUUUCCCAGAAGAAGUCCCUGACCCAUCUGUUAGACAACCAAAACAAUGGAUUCCAGAACAAACUUCUGUUAAAAAGAAUGUAUUUAGCUUUACUGAAGAAAACUUUUACUCUGAUGAAGAAGAAGAAGAUGAAGAUGAAUAUAGUGAUGAAUAUGAUGGUGAUCAAGACGAAGAUGAAGAAGAUGAAGAUGAAGAAGAUUCUCAAGAUGAAUUGGAUAAAUUCUUUAGUGAUUCAUCUGAAGGUUCAAAGAAACAAAAUGGUAAAGGAAAGAAAAAAUCAAAGAAAUCAAAGAAUAACAAACGUCAUCAGGAAGAAGAGGAAGAAGAAGAAGAAGUAAUGGAUGAUGAUGAAAUGGAUCAAUUAUUUGGAGUAGUUGAGGAAAUGGAUCAAUUAAAUUUAGAAUCAACCUCUUCAAAGUCUAUAAAGAAGAUCCUACUCAAGCCAACUGUUGGUGGAGGGUUAUCUAUUGAUUAUUGUUUCCUUCGUAGACCAAAAGAAGAGAUUGGGGAGGAUGUUGAAAUAACCCCAGGAUGCACAGUCAUUCAAUUAUACCUCAAGAAUCACUCCACCGAAGAAACCAUUUCCAACAUCAAGAUUGGCAAGAAAACUUUAAUUGAUGGUGCCAAUAUUCAAGAUUUUGACGAGAUUGAAUCAAUCCCUCCAAAUGAAUCUUACCAAACCAAUUUGUUUGUCACUUUUAACUCUACUUCACAAUCAUGUAAAUUUGAAAUUUGUUCAUCCAAAGGAGUUCACCCAGUUGUUUUAACACCAAUUAUUGGGGAAUUGGUAUCCCCAUUAAACAUAUCCAGUGAGGAGUGGAAACAACAAUUCGAUGGCUUGGAAAUGCAAAAUGCAAGCGAUCAAGUAGAUCUUGGCGGAGCUGUCCAAAGCGACAAUAUUUUGAAUCUAAUUUUAGAGAGUGCAAACAUGCAAGCCAUCUCUGCCAACAAAUCUCGAUCCAAAUUCCAAUUUGCUGGAAAGAGCACCUUAAAAUCGGUGGAUCUUUUUAUUCAACUAGAGUUGGUUGGUUCUGAAACAGGUAAAAACACUACCCCCACCUCUGUCGUCGUGUCUGUUCGAAGCAUGGAUGUAAUAACCGCUACAUUAUUACUCAAAAAAUUUACUGAUAUCCUAUCCAAAGAUUAA